CUAGCUUAACGCGUGCGAUACCGUGCACAUUUGGGGCCACAUCCUACACCUAGCCCCAAUUGGCAGAAAUAUAGCAGCCCGGCCUCAUUUAAGCGUCGUUGCUUCGCUCGUGAACUUUGGAAUAUAUUGGUGCCUCCCGCUUCUUAGUUCUCCAUGCCGAAGCUCUCACCAAGCCUCAAGGCCCUUAUAAAUGCCGCCCAUUCCCGUCCUGGCCCAGUGCCUGCACCACGGCAUAUAGAAUCGCUAUUCCACAAGAUUGAGCGCGAAGCCAUAGCCAGGAGAGUAGGGAGACCGUCAUGGCUAGCUCUUUCAACAGCGGCAACCAUGACCAUGAACUCACCAGACUCAAUGCUCGUCCUAUACAAAGUGGCCAGCGCGUCGAAGCCAGUGGAGGAAGGCGUUGCAAUCGCAGAGUUUAUGCGAGAGGUCGGGCUAAAGUGUAUAGGAUUUAAUGGGGUCCCACGAACAAUAAACAUGCUCAACGCCUUCCGCGGCGCCCUACCGUCCUCGGUCGUCUCCUCGCUCUCCACUACCCCGACUCGCUUCCCCACACCCUCGAACGUCGACUCGAUAAACAAUCGUGGUCGCCGGUUGUGGAACUCGAUAUACCGACCUCUUGAAAACAAGCUGGAGGCUAAGCUCGCCGACGCCCACCCCGACCUCCCCGUCUUCAUAAUUAGUGGCGAAUAUGGCGCAUUAUUCACGGACCCUCCUCGGAAAACUGGAGCGAACGUCGGGCGGAUAACCACUAGUUUGGUCGCGAUUGCUUGUUUAAGAGCACAACAGGGUGUGGGUCCGCAGGUGCUGAGUCAUGUCUUUGGGCUGAGAAAGGCGUUCGAGGAUGGCACGUGGAAGGACGAGCCGAAUGUCGGCGAGGAGGAGGGUCUGCUUUGGCUGGCCACCGAUGAAGGCUGCACGUGGGCUUUGGAGAAGGUGGACGAGGUUGUCGAUGCGCUGGGGGGUGGCCAGGGUUCGACCUUUGCGCCUUUCAAGGCGAAAUUAUAGUACUACCGUGAGUGAGAUCUUGCUCUACGCAAUGUCAUCAUUUCGAAGGGUAAUGCACCGC
Messenger RNA from Lindgomyces ingoldianus, 1066 nucleotides. RefSeq lists its product as uncharacterized. Bases 154 to 1005 code for a protein of 283 amino acids. The transcript has 2 exons. Lineage: Eukaryota; Fungi; Ascomycota; Dothideomycetes; Pleosporales; Lindgomycetaceae. The record is from RefSeq and is a predicted model, not a curated record.